This is a messenger RNA of Balaenoptera ricei (Rice's whale), 1473 nucleotides long. RefSeq names its product PR/SET domain 12 (gene PRDM12). Lineage: Eukaryota; Metazoa; Chordata; Mammalia; Artiodactyla; Balaenopteridae. Gene Ontology annotation, molecular function: histone methyltransferase binding. The transcript has 5 exons. The coding region runs from base 370 to 1473 and encodes 367 amino acids. Gene Ontology annotation, biological process: neurogenesis. The record is from RefSeq and is a predicted model, not a curated record. Gene Ontology annotation, cellular component: nucleus.
CGCCGCCGUUUCUCUGAAGCCACCCGCCUCCCACCCACCCCGCACCGCCCCCCUCCCCGCACCCGCCUCCGCCUCCACCCCUGGCUCUCCAGCCCUCCGCGCCGCCUCUGCCAUCUCCGCAGAUUUCUCCAUCUCUCUCUUCAUUUCUGCCUCGCUCCCCCUCGUUCACUUUCCUCCCAGCGCCCCCCUCGCCUCCCGCUCCCUCCAGCGUCCUAUCCUCACCCUCCUCGUCCUCCCCCUACUCCUCUUCCUUCUCCUCCUCCAUCACAGCCCUCUUCUCUCGCCCCUGUGCUCCCCACUCGCCCACCACAUCCCCGCCUCGGCCCGGCCGUCCGUCCGUCCCCGGCGCCGGCGAGCCCCGGGCCGCCCAUGAUGGGCUCCGUGCUCCCGGCUGAGGCCCUGGUGCUCAAGACAGGGCUGAAGGCGCCGGGGCUGGCGCUGGCAGAGGUCAUCACCUCCGACAUCCUGCACAGCUUCCUGUACGGCCGCUGGCGCAACGUGCUGGGCGAGCAGCUCUUCGAAGACAAGAGCCACCACGCCAGCCCCAAGACAGCCUUCACCGCCGAGGUCCUGGCGCAGUCCUUCUCGGGCGAGGUUCAGAAGCUGUCCAGCCUGGUGCUGCCGGCCGAGGUGAUCAUCGCGCAGAGCUCCAUCCCCGGCGAGGGCCUCGGCAUCUUCUCCAAGACGUGGAUCAAGGCGGGCACCGAGAUGGGCCCCUUCACCGGCCGCGUCAUCGCCCCGGAGCACGUGGACAUAUGCAAGAACAACAACCUCAUGUGGGAGGUGUUCAACGAGGAUGGCACGGUGCGCUACUUCAUCGACGCCAGCCAGGAGGACCACCGAAGCUGGAUGACCUACAUCAAAUGCGCACGUAAUGAGCAGGAGCAGAACCUGGAGGUGGUCCAGAUUGGUACCAGCAUCUUCUACAAAGCCAUUGAGAUGAUCCCUCCAGACCAGGAGCUGCUGGUGUGGUAUGGAAACUCACACAACACUUUCCUGGGGAUCCCUGGUGUGCCCGGGCUGGAGGAGGAGCAGAAAAAGAACAAGCAUGAGGACUUCCACCCGGCGGACCCGGCGGCGGGCACCUCGGGCCGCAUGCGCUGCGUCAUCUGCCACCGCGGCUUCAACUCGCGCAGCAACCUGCGCUCGCACAUGCGCAUCCACACGCUGGACAAGCCCUUCGUGUGCCGCUUCUGCAACCGCCGCUUCAGCCAGUCGUCCACGCUGCGCAACCACGUGCGCCUGCACACGGGCGAGCGCCCCUACAAGUGCCAGGUGUGCCAGAGCGCCUACUCGCAGCUGGCCGGCCUGCGCGCCCACCAGAAAAGCGCGCGCCACCGGCCGCCCAGCGCCGCUCUGCAGGCCCACUCGCCCGCGCUGCCCGCGCCGCCCGCGCACGCGCCCGCGCUCGCCGCCGCCGCCGCCGCCGCCGCUGCCGCCGCCGCGCACCACCUGCCGGCCAUGGUGCUGUGA